AUGGGGGCUAUGAAACACAAAGAAAAAGAAGAAAAAAGCAAACCAUCUGAAAUCGUUGGUCCAAUCACAAUUUUUCGAUAUGCAGACGGGCUGGAUAUAACUCUUAUGGUAUUUGGAACAAUAGCAGCAGUACUGAAUGGAGUUUGCCUUCCUCUGAUGUCACUGGUUUUUGGUGAAAUGAGCGACGGUUUUGUGAGUGGUUGCAUAUCCCAGGAGAGUUUACCAAGUUCAUUGAGCUGCAAUCAGUCACAAGAAAGGAACUCUGACCAAACAGUAAUAGGUUUCGCUUUAUAUUAUGUUGGUAUUGGAACGACUGCCUUAGUGUUUGGCUACCUACAGAUUUCCUUUUGGGUUUUGGCAGCAGCAAGGCAAACAAAGAAAAUAAGAAAAACUUUCUUCCAUGCAAUUCUGGGACAGGAACUCAGCUGGUUUGAUAGCAGUAACAGUGGAGAGCUUAACACACGUCUGACUGAAGACAUUAAUAAAAUCAAUGAUGGCAUUGGAGACAAAGUCGCUCAGCUAUUUCAAAACAUGUCAACGUUCACAGUAGGCAUAGUGAUUGGCUUUCUGAAGGGAUGGAAACUUACACUUGUGAUCCUGUCCACAAGCCCCCUCGUAGUACUAUCAGCAGCAUUUUGUUCUAAGAUGAUCAUCACAUUAACCAGUAAGGAGUUAACAGCCUAUGCUAAAGCAGGUGCAGUAGCAGAAGAAGUCCUGUCAUCAGUGCGAACUGUUGUAGCCUUUGGAGGACAAGAGAAGGAAAUCAAUAGAUAUACAAGUAAUCUAGGAGAAGCAAAAAACCUUGGUAUAAAAAAAGCUAUUGCUUCUAAGCUGUCUGUUGGUUUUUUGUACCUAAUUAUAAAUGGAUGUUACGGUCUUGGGUUUUGGUAUGGAACUACCUUAAUUCUUGAUGAGAAUACUGGCUAUUCAGUUGGGACUGUCCUGGCUGUAAGUGUCAUAUUUUUACAUCAAUGUCUUUCUACAAACUAACUUCAUUGUGAAGCAGCACCACACUUUGAAACUUUCUCUAUUGCUAGAGGUGCUGCCUUUAAAUUUUUCAAGAUAAUUGAUCAGAAACCCACUAUAGAUAGUUUUUCUUCAGAUGGACACAAACUCGAUCACAUAAAGGGAGCACUUGAAUUUAAUAAUGUGCAGUUCAGUUAUCCUUCAAGACCAGAUGUCCAGGUUUUGAAAGGUCUCACUCUGAAAAUUGACUGUGGACAAACGGUGGCAUUGGUUGGAAGCAGUGGAUGUGGUAAGAGCACAAUGGUCCAGCUGCUUCAGAGGUUUUAUGAUCCACAGGAAGGAGUGAUCACAGUGGAUGGACAUGACAUAAAGUCCCUUAAUCUGAGACAUUACCGAGAAUUCAUUGGUGUGGUCAGUCAGGAACCUGUUCUGUUUGGGACAACAAUUAGAAACAAUAUAAGAUAUGGUCGAGAGGAUGUAACUGAUGAAGAAAUUGAGAAUGCAGCAAAAGAAGCAAAUGCUUACGAUUUUAUCAUGGAGUUUCCUGAUAAAUUCAAUACCCUUGUAGGAGAAAGAGGAGCCCAGAUGAGUGGUGGCCAGAAGCAGAGAAUAGCCAUAGCUCGAGCUUUGGUGCGCAACCCUAAAAUUCUCUUGUUAGAUGAGGCCACAUCCGCCCUGGAUACAGAAAGUGAGUCAGUAGUCCAAGCUGCACUGGAAAAGGCCAGCAAAGGUCGAACCACUCUUGUAAUAGCUCAUCGGCUUUCCACCAUUCGGACUGCAAAUGUAAUAGUGGCCAUAGCUGAUGGUGCUGUGGCUGAAGUAGGAACACAUUCAGAGCUGAUGGAGAAAAGGGGGUUAUAUUAUUCACUUGCAGCAGCACAGGUACCUUACAAAGAUACUAAAGAAAUCUCUUGGUUUGAUGAUAAGAAAAACAACACUGGAGCUCUGACAACAAGAUUAGCCACAGAGGCAGCACAAAUUCAAACAGCAACAGGUUCAAGGCUUGGUGUAAUAGCACAAAACAUCUCCAGCAUGGGAUUGUCUGUCAUCAUUUCUUUUAUAUAUGGGUGGGAGAUGACUCUGCUGAUCCUAGUGAUGGCGCCGGUGCUUGCUGUGACUGGGAUGCUGGAGACCAGUGCAUUGACUGGAUUUGCCAACCGAGAUAAAAAGGAACUACAACGAGCAGGAAAGGUAGCAACUGAAGCUGUGGAGAACAUUAGAACAGUUGCUUCAUUAACUAGAGAGAGCACUUUUGAACAAAUGUAUGAAGAAAACCUGCAGAAGCCAUACAGGAAUGCUCAGAAGAAAGCUCAGAUCUACGGUUCCUGUUAUGCAUUCAGCCAGGCUUUUAUGUAUUUCACCUAUGCGGCAAGCUUUCGAUUUGGGGCAUACUUAAUUACAGUUGGAAGAAUGACCCCGGAGGGUGUUUUCACAGUGUUUUCUGCAAUUACAUAUGGUGCUAUGGCACUUGGCGAGACGUUAACCUUUGCACCUGAAUAUGCCAAAGCCAAAUCAGGGGCCGCACACUUGUUUGCUCUGUUUGAAAGGACACCAGCCAUUGAUAGCUACAGCCAAGAAGGAGAAAAACCAGCUACAUUCAGAGGAGGUUUAGAGUUCCGUGAAGUGUCUUUCACUUAUUCAUCUCGCCCAGAUGUUCCCAUCCUGCAAGGCUUGUCGCUUCAGAUUGAAAGAGGACAGACAGUGGCAUUUGUUGGCAGCAGUGGAUGUGGGAAAAGCACUUCAGUUCAGCUUUUACAAAGGUUCUAUGACCCUCUCACAGGGCAAGUGCUGUUUGAUGGCAUCAAUGCAAAACAUUUGAAUAUCCAGUGGCUACGCUCUCAAAUAGGAAUAGUCUCCCAAGAGCCAGUGCUUUUUGACUGCAGCAUAGCUGAGAAUAUUGCCUAUGGGGAUAACAGUCGGAAUGUACCAUUGGAUGAGAUACAAGAAGUAGCAAAAGCAGCAAAUAUUCAUUCUUUUAUAGAAGAACUUCCUGAGAAAUACAACACACGGGUUGGAGAUAAAGGAACACAGCUCUCGGGUGGCCAGAAACAACGAAUAGCUAUUGCAAGGGCUCUUCUUCGGCAACCAAAAAUUUUGUUGUUAGAUGAGGCCACUUCUGCUCUUGAUAAUGAGAGUGAAAAGGUGGUGCAACAGGCCCUUGACCAGGCACGGAAAGGAAGGACCUGUAUUGUGAUUGCUCACAGGCUGUCCACAGUACAGAACGCAGAUGUCAUUGUUGUUAUUAACAAUGGAAAAAUAAUAGAACAAGGAACUCAUCAGCAACUAAUGGCAAAGCGUGAAGCCUAUUUUAAUUUAGUAAAUGCACAAACACAGCUCUAAAACAAGGAUAGCCCCUGAGGCCUUCUUUAGAAAUGAGCUGUCAGGAAAAAGUAGUUAGCAUCCAGAGGAUGUGAUCUGACCUUAUGCGCUUACCAGCAACUCUUCUUUGGACACACAGAUGCUCCGCAGGACCUGGAGUAGUUUAACUUGCUCAGCAUUCUUGCCUUUGGAGUAGAAGGAUGCCCUUUUUGGGAAAUCCAUGUUGGAGAGGUUUUAACCAUAGGCUGGGGUUUAAUACUGAGUCAGUGGGGUCAUGGGAAAACCUCUCUUUCUCAUGUUAUCUGCAGAGCAUGUUUCAGUAUUUCCCUCAGGUGGGGUUACUCUAUUCCCUCUACCUGCUCCAUAAAAUAUGCAACUGGACAGGAACUCUUUGCUUUAGCAGAUAUAUAGAGAUGUAGAUAUAAAAAUCUUAAUUAUAUAUCAUUUGAAAUCAAUGUUAGAGUUCUUCUUGGUUUUUUUUUAUAAAAUCAUUACAUGUUUACUACUGUUGAAACUAGCGAUGGGCCUGACCAAACAAACUAAAAUUCGUUAAAAGUUUGGAUCCAUAUUCAGGCUUCAUUACAUAGUGCAUCUUGAGUUUAAAUUAGUUACUAAUCCACUAACCCAUAAAUCCCAAAUUUAAACUGUUACAGAAUCCCUGCUAGGGAUUUUAAUAGGCUGUAUUAUUUCCAGAUCUACCAUUGAGUUUAUGGGAAUUUAAGUUUUCCUUCUGCUUCUUUUCUGCAUUAGAAAUAUUGUAUUGUAUUAUUAUUUUUAUUGCCAUAGCACUUGGGAGCUCUAAUCAUGGAUCAGGACCCCACUGUGCUAGGUGCUGUACGUACACAGAACUAAAAACCAUAUCUGCCCUCAAGAGCUUACAAUAUACGUGUGUAUAUAUAAGACAAGAGACAACAAAUGGGUAUAAAAAGACAAGGAAACAAUGAGAUGGUAUCUUAAUUUCACUGUUCUUGUGGAAUCCUUAAGGACUAGAGAACUGGCUUAGGAAUGUUCUCGGCUCACAGCUGACGGUGAAAGGGUACUGAAUCUUCCCAAAGCUUUUCUCCCAAGUGUUUGUCCAGAAUUUGAGGUAAAUGAGUGUGAACAAAAAUCCUGUCCCUCUCAGUUUGCUCAGGUUUCCAUCUCUUGUAAUGUCAUAAUCCUACUAGUUCUCCAUUCCCCAAAGGAAUUCUUCAGCAAUAUGAAAAAAUCAAGGGGUUAUAAUUCUCCUUUUAAAAACAAGGUCUUUUCUCUUUAGCAGUCACUUUUAAGAGUGGCCCAAUUUCCAAGAGACAUUUUAUAUUUAAUCAAGUUCUUAUUAUUCUGUUAAGGGGGUUAGGAAUUAUAAACUAACUUGAAAGCUGUCAAAGGAUUACAAGUUUUUUCUUUAAAACGCUAAAGGCUAAAUCCUCACAUUAUCUGUGCAUCUUUUUUCAGAGAAGCCACUUAAAUGUAGUGUCAUCUUGGCUGCAAUAUACAGGUUAUGAUAUAUGGGAUCCUUCCAAACUGUGUGUGCUAAGUGUGUUCCAAGUUUAUGGUAAAUUUAUCUCUCAAAGGUCUUAGCCCAAAGUGUAACUAAUUCGGAUUCUGCUAUGCAGAGCCUAAUAUAAAUCAGGCCAAUCCCACUGAAAGGUUUAUUUCUACCUAUAGGUGAAGUGACUAAAGCAGCAGCUACAGCUUCCUCAGAUAUGGACAGAUAUACAGAAUACCCUGUUAUAUCACUUAACAUAAUGAAGUGUCCUUAAUCCAGAACAUUGCAGAAUGCAGAACAGUGCAGAUAUUCACAUAUAUAAGAUAUAUAAAAUGCAAAUAUUAACAAGUGUCCCUGUUCACAGCAUGAAAUAUGAUCGUAAGACACAGCUUCUCUACACUGGCCUGCAGGGUGGACUAUGGAGGGGUGAAUUGCACAGCAAGCACACCAAAGAACUGCGCUCUAACUGCCCCCAUGUGGUGGCCGCUGGUGCAAACUAAAAGGUAGCUAAUUCAUGGUAAUAGAGUCCUGUUUGAAAGAGGUGCACUCUGCAGUCCACACUAUGGCACAGAGAAGACAUAGCCUUAGACAUUGGAUAUUUUGAGAAACAGAAAUAGACUAUCUUAUCUUAUGAUAUUUGACUAAAAAAGGCUUUUCAACCAAACAAAAUUUACACACAAAAAUCAAUUUUCAACAUUUUUCAGGUUUUCAUCAAAAACAAAGAGUCUAAAUAUUUGGAUUAAAAUUAAACAAACUUCAUUUUCAUCAAAAAUAUUUGGGAGGGGGGAAUAAUUUCCCAACUAGCUCUGAUUAUCGGACCUUCCACCCAGAACCAGACCAAAUGUGUUCCAACCUGUCAGCUUACCCAGAGUAGUACAUUAGAAGUUCAGCCUCUUUCAUUCGGAUUAACAAAUCAUUUUAUAAUGCUACUCUUAUCAUUCAGUUACUCUUAAUUACCAUGGUUUAUCUUCACAGGUUCUAAAACUAGAAUGGGCCAUAAUGAUAAUCUAAUCUGAACUCCUACUUAAUACAGGCCAUAGGACUUAAUUUCUGUUUGAACUAGAGCAUGUCUUCUAGACAAAAUCAAUCUUGGUUUUUUUUUAAUAAUUUUCCUCAGAGUAAUCCAGCACAACCCUUGGUAAAUUGUCCCAGUGUGCUGGUUCACAACACUAUUCAUUGAAAUUUAGCCCAGCUGCCCCUCCAUCAUGACAGAAAAGUGGCAGUGCCAAAUCUGCCACCCUAGGGCUGGUCUACACUAAAGCUAUAAAUUGACCUCAAUUACGCUUCUUCACUUAUGUAAUUUACGUAACUGAAGUUGAUGUAAUUUAGGUCGACUUACAGCGGUGUGGACACCACUGUAUGUCAAUGGGAGACGCUCUCCUGCCAGUUUACUUUCCGCCUCUCAGGGAGUUGAAGUACAAACAUCGAUGGGAGAGCGCUCUGCCAUCGACUUAGCUUGUCUUCACCAGACCCGUUAAAUCGACAUUGCUGCAUCAAUCAUAAAAGUGACGAUUAAGCCAGAAAUAUAGACAAGCCCUAAGUCUAUGAGGACAGAGGUGGCACAAUGAAGUUUUACUUAGUGCAGUAGAUUGUCUUGAGUGGCCUCUAAUCCUAGAUCUUUACAAACUGUGGCUGGAGAAAGCUUCGUUGAUGAAUCAUCACUGUUACCUUUAUUUUCAUUAGCUUUAAUCAUAACCCAGUAACAGCCCUCACACUGAUGCAUCAUUCCACCCUUUUUGUUCCCAUAAAAACAAUUUAUUAAAUUAAUGCUUCAUGGAUAAAUCCUUGUCCAGUUUAAAAUUAUACAUUUACUAAUUGGUUUAAAAAUAUUGCAGUGUACAAAUUUUCAAAGACUCUGCAACACAAAUUAAAACGUUGUUAGAAUUGUAAUGAGAGGGACACACACAGAUUUUUAUUUAUUUGUACAGUAGCUCUGAACUAUGGAAACUCAUUAAUAAUACUCUGCAUCAGCUCCAAGUGCUUACCUUAUGUUAUGACCCCCUCCCUUCCUCACCAGCCAGUUAUUUCACCAUUAAAUGCCCAUUUUUCUGCUUCUGCCAUAAAAGUUGUCAUAGUUCUUUCCACGCUGCUUCACGUGCAUGGAGCAUUCUCUGAAUUAAGCCAUAAAGCUGUUAUCUUCUCCUCAGACAGAUCCACUCCUACUGUGACACCCACAAUAAAUCAGCCAAUGAGUAAAGGAUGAGUGGAUCAGUAGUUGGAAAUACCUGAUUUUAUUUAUUUUUAAAAUCCCAACACACACACACACACAUACUUUCAGUGAUUUUGAAGCCUUAAAUUGUGCAAUAGCUAACCUACAUGGGGUUAUAUUUUCAUUACCUCUAACCCUUCUCUGUCUUGUCAUAUCCCUUACUUUGUCUCAUUUCACUCUCUUCAGGAUGAGGGCUAUAAGUAUGUAGAAAAGUGUGUUUGUGGGGUUUGGGGUUUUUUUUGCGGGGGAGGGUUGUACAAUGAGAUAUCUAAGGUAUUACAAAAUUGUAGUGUGAACAGGGCAAGGUGUAUUUUACCUUGAUUUAGCUAGUUAAGAUGAACCUAGGGUUCCUCUCAACCAGAUAAAUUAGGAAAAAUUACAACUUGCCCUGUCUACACUAGAGUUUUACAACAUGUUCGCUAUCAUGUUGUAAAAAUACACCUUUUUUUCCUAAUGUAGACAUGGCCUGUGUCUCCCUGAGCACCUACCACAAGGGAAGCUCGAUGCUGAUCAGGGGCUUUGAGCAUUACCAUGGUGUUAACAGGCAAAAAAUAGUCUGUGUAUUGAGGAGGAGAUAAGAUGCUCCUUUGGUCACAGCACAGGAAGGAGUCAGAAUAUCAGUAGUCCAACCCUACCACAAACAUCCUGUGUGACCUAGGGCAAGUUACCCUGCCUCUUUGCCUUAGGCCAGAUCUACAUUGCAAAGUUGUAGGCAUAGCUAUGUCAGUCUAUGCCAGCAAACACCGCCACACCCCCAUGUAGACACAGCUAUGCUGGCAAAAGAGUCCUUUUGAUGAUAUAGCUUAUGUCAUUCAAGGGGACAGUUUGCCUAUUCCAACAAAAGAUCUCCUUAUGCCUGUAUAAGCUGCCCCUCCAGAGGGCUUUGCUAUUGUAAAGCUUAGUGUAGUAGACAGCACCUCCACUAGGACUAUAUCUUUAUCUUAGUGUUAAAUUGUUGUCUUGUAUGUUAUAUUGUUGAUAGAACCUGGGGUGUAGCAGGCUGUUCGGUGCUGCCUGUGUGUGCUGGAGUUGUUACUCACACAGGGUGACCAGAUGUCACAAUAUUAGGGGCUUUGUCUUUAGGGCUUGUCUUCACUACCGCAGUACAGCUGGUGAAGACGCACUAAGUUUACGAGAGAGCAUCUCCCGCCGACAUUGCGUGAUGAGGACAGCGCUUUAAGUCGAUGUAACUUACGUUGCUCAGGAGCGUGGUCUUUUUCAUACCCCUGUGUGACAUGUUACAUAGACUUAAGCGAUAAUGUAAACAAGCCCUCUUAUAUGCAAUUAUCUCCCUCUCCUCACCUUCCCCCCCCCGAAAAAGUGUCCCAAUUUUUCAUACUCCCUAUCUGGUCACAGUAUACUUGCAGUGUCCUAAUAAAGCUCCAUGAAACUAUAAACACGUAUUACUUUGUACAGGUGGAGCUGUAUCAGCAAAGCCUUUCUGGUGUAGACUUGACCUUAGUUUCCCAAGUUGGAAAAUAGGACUCAGUGAGCUUUGAGAAUCUUGUCAGGAAGAUACUGUAGAAGGGCAAAGCAUUUUCAGAUUAAUUUCAGAAAUACAGCAAAAUUUUAAGAUAUGUAUUGUCAUAACAUGCCCUGUUUUAUCUAAUAAAUUCAGGCAUUAUUACCAUAAUUGAUUAAAUGUCUUUGUAACUGUCCUCAAUAGCUGGACCUCGCAACACAGCCAAAGAUGUCAUUUUCCUUUAAGCAUCUAUUUAGUUUCAUUGUUGCUUUCCUAACUUAGUUCUUCCUGGACAACUUAAAUUUCUAUCAGAACCUUGUAGAUUUCCACAAUCCUUCCUUUUUUUUGAAGAAUUUUUUUUUAUAAACUUGACACUCACAAGAUGCUGCAUCAUAACUGUGAUCUUUACAAGUCAUGAUUGCAAAGCUAUGACUGUUGAAGAGUCAGCCCUGCUCUUUAUUCAGCCCGAAGGAGACUGAGUCUCCUUCUCCAUAACUGAGCAUUCUGUCUUUGCAGUAUUCCCAGGGUCUCCAGUGCAGAGCAUCACCGCUAGACCAGUUUAAUAUCUUGGUUUCCUGCAUGGACAAGUGCCACCACUAGAUUAGUUUGCAGUGGCACUUGCACUGUGCUAGAUAAUUCCCCAGAACAGGAUAAAAUAUUUUAAAGUGUGUAAGGCCUUGGCUACACAGGGAAAUUGACCAGCAUAUUUAUUGCAGCAUGGGGAGUUAUUCCAGAAUACAGGUUUCUUGUACAAUAUUUCUACUCAGAUUGGUAGUACUAGGGUUGUAUUUCUUUCCUUUAUGGAUUAUUGCUACAAUGACCUUUCACACCUCACUUACUAAACCAGGAAGGAGGGUAGUCCUAGCACUAUUUACGCCCAUUUUAGAGAAUGGGGCCUAACAAUAUUUUAUCCCAUUGUGUAACUUGUUUUAAUACUUGCACCUUAAAUAACAUGUAUGAUAUAAGAAUGAUAGAUCAUAGGUUUAUAUUAAAGUGAGUUUGUACCAUCAUAAGUCUUUGAAAGCUUAAAGUACAGUAAACUGACAACUGUCUGAGUUUAAACAGUUUAAAGAGCUUGUGUACAAAUCCUCUAAUUGUAGAGUUAGAUUAGCUGCAGGGCAUUUAACAGAGCAAGAAAGAUGUGGUAUAUAGCCUCCAUUGAUUUUUGUAUUUGGCUUCUCUGACAUCCAUGGCAUUUUACCCCAAGAUAUUACUUACAAUAGAGGAAUAUUUCUACUUUUACCAGAAAUAGAAUUCUAAAGUGUGUACAAACAGGAUCUGUGUAAAAACAAGUGUUCUAUGAGCAGUCUGUACAUAGGACUAAACAUGAAUGAAAAAUGUAGUUUUCCAUGCAUCAGAUCAAAGCACUAAAAGACACUAAGAAAGCAUAUGCUGUUGCCAUAUAUUCUUCAUCAUAUUUAUUACACCUUUUCUGUUUUGUAAGUAAAAUGUUUAAACUUAAGUGAAUUGAAAUGAUGGAAGACUAAGGGAUCUAAGAAGAGUCAUGGCAGGACACAUUCAGUUAUCCAUACCAGCUCUAACUUGGCAAGACAGAAAGUGGUUUGUUUGUUUGUUUGUUUGUAGUUCCAGAUAGCUUCAGAAUCCAGAUAUGAUCACAAGAAACUCCUGGUUACUUUUAUAUGGGCAGUUUCGAGUUACAUACUUAAUUAUACAUGUAAUCUACAAACAGUGGGAAAGUGACAGUAUUCUCAAAACGUUCAUAAAACGUAAAGAUCCCUAGAGAUUGAAUUCAUUAGCUUCUGACUACUGGUGAGAGUCAUGUGUGGAAUCAAAUUGAUGUCUUUAUUUUUAGAAGCGUACUUUUCUUUGAUUUCUGUAAUUAAAAUAAGACAAUAAAAUGUUUGUUAUACAUGUAUUUUUUUAAAUAGUUAAUUGAUUAUCUGGCAACUUUUUUGGUUCCAAAUAUCAUUCACUUUUUUGAAUUGUAUAUAUACAAGUGUUAGAAUUUGGUAGCUAUUUUGUUUUAACCAUAAACAUACAAUUGAAAAAGUAAAUUUACCUUAAUGCA
Molecule: messenger RNA, 10453 nt
Organism: Chrysemys picta bellii (western painted turtle)
Lineage: Eukaryota; Metazoa; Chordata; Testudines; Emydidae
Source: RefSeq, a predicted model, not a curated record